This is a messenger RNA of Lytechinus pictus (painted urchin), 5000 nucleotides long. Its product is annotated as COMM domain-containing protein 9-like. The record is from RefSeq and is a predicted model, not a curated record. The transcript has 7 exons. The coding region runs from base 60 to 668 and encodes 202 amino acids. Lineage: Eukaryota; Metazoa; Echinodermata; Echinoidea; Temnopleuroida; Toxopneustidae.
GGAACUGCGAAAAGAGGUGUACUAUUAUCACGUGAUCAAAAUAAAAUCUUGAUGUUAGGAUGGCGGUAGUGCAUCAAAAUAUCGAGUUCCAGCACUUGAAUUUCCUUCUCAAGGCAAGUGGGAAAGAGGUUGUUCAGCGUGCGUGUGAACAUGCCUUUCUCUAUCAUAAUGUCAUCUCCUUUCCGAUAGAGGUCAUAGCUAAGAUGGCUGAUGGAUUGGGAAUCAAUGUGAGAGAUGCCGAAAAGCUUCUAGAGACACUAAGGAAAGUGAUCAAACAUGCUCUCUACAUUGGAUGCAUUGAUGCUGCUUCUGUCCAUGCUGUUUUUCCUGCUAAUUUUCACAAGAACCUGAAGGAACUUUUAUCUAGAAUAAUUGGUGACAAAUUAGACAAAUGGAGACAGAUAUCAAUAGAAAACAAAGUUUCCCAACCAAAGCUGGUAGACUUUGAUUGGAGGGUGGACAUCAAAACCUCGUCGGAUACCUUAGCCAGAAUGUCAGUACCAACAUGUAUCCUACAGUUACAGAUCGAGGAGACUGCAUCCAACUCCCAUCUCAUGCCAGGCCUGUCAACCCAGAAUGUAGAGCUGAGCAAAGAGACGUUAGAUACCAUGCUGGAUGGGUUAGGCAAAAUACGGGACCAACUCAACUCUGUAGCAUCCAGAAAGUGAGGUAGGAAAUGAAAUUUGGCAGCAGUACCAUGGACCAGCUUAACUCUGUGGCAUCCAGGAAGUGAGAUGGGAAAUGAAAUUUGGCAGCAAUAGCUUGGACCAGCUUAACUCUGUCGCAUCCAGGAAGUGAGGUGGGAAAUGAAAUUUGGAGGCUGGGUGGAGAGACAUUAUAAACUGUGCUUGAUCAGUUAUUUCAGCAAAUCAGGGGCAAAUACAUCUCUGUAUCAUCCAGGAAGUGAGGUGGGAUAAGAAAUUUUGAGGCAAUAUCAUGUACAAGCUCAACUUGGUUGCAUCCAGAAAGUGAUGGGGGAAAUAAAAUUUGGAGGCUGGGUAGAGAGACAUUAUAAACUGUGCCUGAUCAGUUAUUUCAGCAAAUCAGGGACAAACUCAUCUCUGUAUCAUCCAGGAGGUGCGGUAUAAAAUGAAAUUGGGGAGGCUGGAAGCCAAGUAUUAAAGGAAGGAGACAUGGAUAUUAAAGGGAUCAAGUCUGUGGCAUCAAGGUUGUGAUGUGGGAAAUUAUAUACUGUGCUUGAUCGCUUGCUUCAGCAAAUCAAGGGCUAUUUCAACUCUGUCAAAAAAAACGAUAAUUUUCUGGAAUGUAAUUUGGCAGAGGAGCUCCCAAUGCCCUGGAACUUUUUGUUGCCUCAGAGAGGACUGUUAACGUGAAGAUUCCAACGUAAUAAUCAGAGCUAGAACCACCUUAAUUGGAUUUGAAGUUUGUGAAAUACCUUUGAUUUUUCUCUCCCUCCCCCCAAAAGGAAAAUAUUAAUUGUGGAGGCAAAAUACAAAUUUAUAUUUGUAGCUGUUUGCCUUGAGUAUGGCCUCUCCUCCCUCCCCAUAAUACUAAAACCACCAUGGAAAUGAAGAGUAUCAUUUCUGCAUUUCAAUUCUUUUCUGACGUGUGUAAAACAUUUAAAUGACCGUAAAUUAUUCCUAGGUUUUUUAAGUAUAAGAUGACAACAAUAAAGAUGCAAACGCACUUCUAACAUUGUCAGAUAUUUUUUAUUUCAAUGUACACAGAAGCACUUCAAAAUAUACAAGUUAACUUUCAAAUGCAGAAACCUUUGCUCAAAUGCUUAUACAGUAUUGCUCGGAAUAAAGUUGACACCCUUCCGAAGGGUCACGCAUCUACCGCGAGACAGGCGUGACCCAAAAAAUUACCACCAGCCGAUUUCGCGCGUGAAAUUCACGCGUCAAUUUCACGCAUGCAGCUGGCAGAAGAGAGGCCCAAUGCUCACGUAAAACACGAGAUUUUUUCAGAUUUGAUCUCUAUUUGUCCAUGUAGUUUGCGCCUCAACUCUAGGCACUUUUUGGUCAAAACACGACGCAAUCCCGAUGCAAUCCCGUCGGUUUACUGACGGAUGGUCUAUUAUCACUUGGUCUAAUCAUCAGAUGGGCUAACAACAUUCGGGCUAAACCCACUUAGUCCAAUUCUCUUUUAAUUCACCAUCCCGUCAUUUGCACUUCAAGAUAUUCAACCCGAUAGACAGCGGGUUGAAAAUCCUAAAUUCCCAAUAGCUAGACAGCGGGUUGAAAAACUGCCUCAAGCGCGCGCAUCAGACGAGUCCCCGCUAGAAAUCCAUGUGCCCAGCUCUUGACCGAGUGACCCAGUUAUAGUUACAUAUUUGGCUUAAAGGACGAGUAGAUUAUCUUUCCACUGUUUAUUUGUGGAGCUAGCUCCAUGGUUUAUUUUUCAGUGUUUAUGUUAUCAAAGACGUCUUCCGUUUAAAGGACAAGUCUUGCUUUUUAUGCAGGUUCCCUCAUAUUUCACUCUUUUAAAUUGUCUUUAAUUCCAAAUCGCUAUUUUCUUUAAUUUGAAUUAAUUGUUAUGCCUUGUCUGAUUUGUAUUCUCAUAAGUUUUCUGAUAUUGUUUUAUAAUUUUGUUUGUACUUGUGAAAUAUGUAAAAUAAAGUCAAAUCAAAUCAAGUAGAUAAUCUUUUUCUAUCUUUUAUUUUUUAUCUUUUGUUCUUCAAUUCUGUAAUUUUAAUCAGGUACGUAUUUCAUUCAAAAGAACAAGUAUUUUCAUCAUUUUUCUAUUCAUCAUUCAAAGAAGAAGAUUCGCUUUCCAUCAUUUUCUGUUCAUUGUUUUUUUGUUUUUUUUAAUCAGUAAUACAUCGUUCAUUUAAAGGACGAGUUGAUUUGCUAACCAUCAUUUUCUGUUUAUCAAUUCUGUUUUUUUUUUCAAUUUCCUCACUUACGUCUUUUAAUCAAAGAUUCGCUUUCCAUCAUUUUUCUGUUCAUAAAUUCUGCAUUUUUAUUUUAUCAGUUACGUCGUUCAUUCAAAGGACGAGUAGAUUUGCUUACCAUCAUUUUUCUGUUCAUUGAUUGACCCUUUUUUCAUUUAAUCAGUUACGACGUUAAUUCAAAGGACGAGUAUAAUUCAGAUUUGAGUUUUAUUAUGAAGUUAUGAAACAGAGAUUUAGAAUCAAGUUAGAAUUAAUCAUAGUUAUAGAACAUUUAAAUUUAAAAAAAAAACACAACCAAUGAGAUGUGAAAUCCAUUAAGAAUGGAACAGAUAUUACUAGAUUUGCUAACCAUCAUUUUCUGUUCAUCAAUAUUCUGUUGUUGUUUUUUUCAUCACUGACGACUUUUAUUCAAAGAUUCGCUUUCCAUCAUUUUCUGUUCAUUAAUUCUGUAUUUUUAUUUUAUCAGUUACGUCGUUCAUUCAAAGGAAAGUAGAUUCGUUUUUCCUAAUUUUUGUUCAUCAUUAUUCAGGUUUUUUUUUAUAAUUUCAUCAUUUACGUCUUUUAUUCAAAGAAGAUUCGCUUUCAAUCAUUUUUCUGUUCAAUUCUGUAUAUUUUAUCAGUUACAUCGUUCAUGGCAAGAACGAGUUGAUUCCCUUUCCAUCAUUUUUUGAGUUCCAUCAAUUCUGUGUUUUGUUUUCAUUGUUCAUCAGUUACGUCUUUUAUCUAAAGAAGAAACGCUGUCCAUCAUUUUUCUGUUCAACAAUUCUGUAUUUUUAUUUUAUCAGUUACAUCGUUCAUUCCAAGAACGAGUAGAUUCACUUUCCAUCAUUAUGACGUUCAGAGCACGAGUAGAUAUGCUUUCCAUUUUCCUGUUCAUCAAUUCUGUGUUUUAAUUUAAUCAGUUUCGUCUGUUUAUUCAAAGAACGAGUAGAUUUGCUUUCCAUCAUUUUGUGUUUAUCAAUUCUGUGUGUUUAUUUUAUCGGUUACGUCUUUUAUUCAAAGAUGAUUCGCUUCCCAUCAUUUUUCAUUUUUUCGCUAUCAAUAACAGUUGAUUUUAUACCCAAAGAUAUUAAUUUACAAUAUCAUCAUCAUCAUUUGUAUAUUUAUUCUCCUCAUUCAAUUCUUCUUAUGUCUUUCACUUCUUUUUGUUCCUGUUCUUCUUUCUUUACCUUUAUCUUUACCAUGUUCAUUCGUUCAUCCACCAUAUCAUCUGUUGUUUCUCUCUUAUCCUUAUCUUCUUUAUCCUUUAUUUCUUUCUCUUAGCCGUCGUCUUCUUCCUCCUACUUCGCCCACUUUUCUCUUCGAUCGGCUAUCUUGAACCCCCCCCCCCCCUUCCCGGAAAAAGAAUACCCGCAAGUGGCCCUGCUUUAAAUGCCUAGCAUCAGCACUUUCUGAAAAAUCUUAUUCAGUCCCCGCCCCCCCCCCCUUGUAUCUUCCUUAAAUAUUUUUUUUGCAUGUUGUGUUACUCUGUUCCCUUUCUCUCCGUCCAUCAUUCCAGCAACAGCCCCCCCCCCCCCUAUAAGUAAUAUCGUCUUUUUACGCCCGCCCGUAUAAGACGAGACGUAACUUGGUAUCACGCUCGGUAUCCGUCUGUCCCUCCAUUCGUUAACAUUUCCUUAUAAACAUGAUAACUCCAGUUUAACUUAACCCGAGGCUUAUAUUAUUUGGUGUGUAUAUGAUACAAGCGUCAAAAGGUCAAGUCACCAUCUUCCAUUUUUUUUGCUUGACCAAUAUACUCUAUUUUCCGUGUAACCCGAGCGAACACAAAAACAUUGACAAAAUAUCAAAAAAAUGUUUGGUAAAACAUGAAAAUGUUUAAGGGAAAUGUUAAAAUCAUAUAACAUGUAUGGUUUUCUCAAUGCUAUAAUACAUUUUCCUAACGUUUAGCAUUUAAAACGUAUUUCCCUAAUGUAUUUUAGUAAUGUUAAUAAAAUGUUGCAAUGAUAUAUUUUUACGAAUUGACUCGUUUUAAUCCAUGUGCAUAUAUAUUAUCUCUUGCUAAUUUGUUUAUUUAUAUUCAUUUUAUGUUGCCCUGUGUACUGUUCGUCUAUAUAUAGAACAGACAACCUGGACUUAUUGUAAUUGUUUCUCUUUUUAUCAAGAACAGGUGAUUUUAUACAAAAAAAUAUAAUUCAUUUUCAAUAUC